This is a messenger RNA of Coniophora puteana RWD-64-598 SS2, 819 nucleotides long. RefSeq lists its product as uncharacterized. The coding region runs from base 1 to 819 and encodes 272 amino acids. The record is from RefSeq and is a predicted model, not a curated record. The transcript has a single exon. Lineage: Eukaryota; Fungi; Basidiomycota; Agaricomycetes; Boletales; Coniophoraceae.
AUGACCUCUACCUGGGCCUCGACACGGCCUUCCCACAAGCCUACCCCUUCGAAACACCGCGCCUUCUCGUCGGUCUCCAGUGCCUCUUCCUGGGGCACUCUGCUCACCGACUCCUCCACCUCCCCAACGUCCACCUGCCGCCCCUGCCACCACAGAUGCAAAUCCGUUCCGAACCCCAAGCACAAAGAACCCACUCAAAUUCAGAUUCAUCCCCUCAUCUCAUACAACCCUCACAACCUUGCGUUUCCGUCGCUGCAAUGGGAUAUCCGCCAGGACCUCACCUCUGCCCGGCGCAUCACCCCCGCAGGGCUCACCGUCCCACUCGCACUCGGCGAACUCAACGUGGAGGCCACCUACCCGCGCGCCUGGAACGCCCGUAUCGUGAUCGCGCCGCUGGGCGCUCCGUCCUCGCACACUCUCGGCUUGCUGCUUGGCCCGACUACUCCUCCUUUGACGCUGGACAAGUCGAAGAGCGGAACAGCAAUCACGCUGAAAGACGUGCUGACCGCCGUGCACGAGUACCUGCGCGUCCCCGUAAAACGCGCGCAGUACGACCACGCGUGCGAGCGCGUCGCGGAGUGCAUGCGCUCUGCGGCGGGCGCGAAUGCGGGGAAGGAGCUCGUCUCGAAGGCGUUUUACGGGCGCUGCAAAGAGAGCGCGGGUAUCGCGGAUGUCGAGCGCGCCCAGGGCGUGCGGAGGGUCGAUUGCCUCGGCGACGCGGUCGUGUGGGCGGGCGCGUGGGCUGUGUAUAUGCGCGAUGAGGGGAGCAAGGAGUGGACUUGGGAGAUGCGGGUGGCUGUUAUGCCUAAACCGCGUUGA